AUGUCUUUACAUAUCUAUAUUGCUCACACCGGUGAGCAUCUACUGGCAAAUCCAGUUUCCUUUGCUUCUCCGGAUGCUCUCCGAUCAUGGAUUGCCCGCAACACUUCCAUCGCUUCUCAGAGGCAGAUAUUAAUGACCGCCCGCGGAAAGAAUGUCAAGCUCCAAACAUUAGCCACAGAGGACGAAAUUUUCGUCUAUGAUAGGCAGCUAGUUAGUGAUGCCGGCUCCGUUGAGCUCCCCGAUCUCCCCCAACCACCGCCAUUCAAACCGAAGAAUCCCCCAGACACUCUCACCGAUCAGAAUGAUCUCCAGUCGUGGCGUAAUCUCUACAUGGCUCGCAGGACUUGGGCCUUGGCUUUAGCGGAAGAAUGUGUUCCCGUCAAUCAAGCUCUUCAAGAGCACAACGAACGUAUCGACAUCAUCUACCGCGGCGUUGGUGUGGCUCUCGAAAACCUUAAAUCUCACGUGGCCAGCUUGGAAAACAGGUUUCAGGAAGCCCAAACAUGGGCAGAUGAUCUCCUCAAGGAACAGAGAUCAGCUUUAGAGGGGUGGCAGACUGCUUUGGACAAAUUGAAGGCUAUACCGGCGAGGAAAGAUAUAACGUUUCUCGGACGUCCGUCGACACCGAAAAAGGAAACGAAAAAUCGAUCAAGUGGAACACUCCAGGACUUUCUGGAUGUAGAUGAAGUGCGGCGAGCUGCUUCAAGGGGCACAACUGUAUCGCAGAGCUUCUCUCGUCGCGUGGAUGACGUCCAAGCGGCAGUUCGCAGCAUCUCGUCGGACACCCAGGCUUUGCUACAGCAGGCCCAGCCGCCAAUCAUUGAUGGGAGCCAUGGUCUGUUGGAAGAGGUGGAGACCUUGGCGAAGAAAGUGAGCUCCGAUUAUGAACAUGUACUCAGUCUACCCAGCAAUCAAAAGAGCCUGGCAAACAUCUCAAGGAUGGCGCUAGGACAUACAAAGGAACUAUUACCAUCUCUUCGAGAAAUCAGCCUUGAAUUGCACACUGCAUUAAACCAGGCUGUUCAGCACCGAAUUGCUGCAAUGAAGGCUGCAGUCAAUCAUAUGCGGACUGUAUCCUCGUUGGAGUCUCGUCUAGCGGAUGUUCAGGCACAGAUUGCCAAACUGGACGUUGACGCAGAUGUCUUCGAUAUUGUAUUCGAGGUGUACCAUUUGCCAGUAGCCUACGGCUCGGUUCUUGUGGAGGCUGUUCGGCGCCGUGAAUGGAGUGAAAAGCUAAAAUCAGACUCGCUCACAUUAGCCGAAGAAAUUGCUGUCUUCCGGGAUGAAGAACAACGUCGCAGAAAGAAAUGGGCGAAGUCGAUGGGAGAGCUUUUAGUACUCCCCGAUGAUGUGACUCCCGGUCUAGAGAUCAACAUGCAAGGUCAAGGGCAAGACUGGCCUGAAGUCCAUCGCAAAGAGAUCGAAGUCUAUAUUGAUACCCUCAAAGCACAAAAUGAUAUGACAUCCAUAGUCGAAGAAGUGUCCCAACUCUACGCGGACCUUGAUAAGCCUACACGACAGCAAAAACGUCGAGCGAAGGCUUUUAAACAUGGAAGCGUGAUUGACAUGGGACGCAGCUCGCUGCUCAUACGAGGUGAUGACAUGGUGCGCAGUCUUCAAGAUGAGAAAUUCAAACUUGAAGAAAAGGUCAAAACUUCGGAAAGUCGAAUUCGGAAGCUGGAGGAUUUACUGCAUCGCCAAAGCCACAUAGCAAGGCCGCUAAGUGGAAAUUUCAGCACUGAUUUCCCUAUGUCUCCGGCGUCUCCGCGACCGGAUACAUUGUCAAGACGGUCGUCUGUCUCAUCGAGGCGAAUGUCAUCCAACCAAACAGCUGAGGAUAAAGCACUAGUACAACGAAUUGUAGGACUUGAGGCAGACCUUGCUACAGAGAGAGAAACCGUUCAACGACUUCAAAAGGAGGCCCGUAUGGAGCGUCAAUCAUCAACGGACAGGAUGCAAGAAGUUCAAUCCACCAAGGAAGACCUCAUUAAGAAUCUAGAGUCUAGACGAAGAGAAUUCGAGGAUGAGCGCAAAUUCUUAGAGGCCGAUGCCAAACAAUUACGACACAGAAUUGAAGAGCUUGAAGAAGAACUGUUCAAUGUCCUAGACCGUCGUGAUCAUGAGACAAAAGAAUUAGAGGAGCGUUCUCAGAAGCUGGAAGAACAACUUAUAGCUGCAGAGACUCGUACUACCAAGGAACUUGAGAACGCACAAACAGAGCUACAAGCUUUGCAGGAUAAGUUUUCUCGUGAGAAACAUCGAGCUAGUGAAUUGGAGAGUGCCAUUUCCGCCGACAAGGAACGACUGUCGAAUCAAGAAGCCAAGAUUUCUGAAUUACAAGUGCAGCUUGAGACAUUGCAUAGUCAGAACCGGGAAAAUCUGAACACGUUGCAAGCAGCACAUGCUAUUCUUUCUCCAGAGCGCUCAGCGCCAUCCGACUUUGCUUCCUUGGUCAAAGCUAUCGAGAUCCUAGCUGAAGGACUAACGAUUCACGCACGGAACACAGAGCAAUCUCACGCAUCUUUGCUUCAGGAGAAGAAGGACUUGGAAGAGAAGCUUGACUUACAGCAAUUGGAAGUUGACGGUCUACGUGGGACGAUUGAUACUCACAGGGCCGAAAUGGCUAAAGUGCAAAACGAGCUUCUGCAAGAGCAGUCCCAGGUGUCAGUACUUAAAAGCGAGCUUGCUGAUGAAAGAAGCCAACUUCACCAUUUGCGGACAAAAUUUUCGGCUGGAGAAACUGGGUCCGAGGUCUUGCGUGAGCGCUUAGCGGAGGAAGAGGGUAAAGUCGCGUCUAUGUCACAGAAAUUGAUUCAACUCAAUGCGCAAGCGCACACGGCCGAAGAGGAGGCCAGAGAAUUCCGCGAAAAGCUGGAAUUAGCACAGGAGUCUGAGAAACAGUUGACCGCGAUGUUGAAUGCACGUGGAAACAAAGCUCAAGAGGUUUCUCAACGGCUUCUCGCACAAGCCGAAGGAAUAGGACGUAUGCUAGAGCAGCUAGGAUUCGCCAUAGUCCUAAAGGACGAUCAGCUCAUCGUACAAAGGGCAUCCAAAGUAAACAGCGCCUCGGCUUCAGGAGAACUUCUGGCUUCGUCCACAGUUGCAUCUCUUCGACCGGAUCCGACUCUAUCGACGUGGAUACAGGACAAAGCAGAUGAGGAAGAUGCUAAAUUCAAGGAAUUCAUGGAUUCCAUGGCGAAAUUUGAUGUCGAAGUCUUUGGCGAGUCGGUGGUGAAGAGGGAGAAAGACAUUGAGGUUCUAGCGCGGAAAUGGCAGAAGGAAGCAAGAGGUUAUCGCGACAAAUACCACCGCAUGCAAAGCGAAGCGCAUGAAAAGAUUGCCUAUCGAUCUUUCAAAGAAGGUGACCUAGCGCUUUUUCUUCCGACCCGGAACCAGGCCAUUCGGUCUUGGGCUGCGUUCAAUGUGGGCGCUCCACAUUACUUCCUUCGAGAGCAGGACGUACAUAAGCUAUCGACUCGAGAUUGGUUGCUAGCCCGCAUUGGCAAGAUAGAAGAGCGGGUUGUUGACCUCUCCAAGUCCAUGAAUGGUGGUAAUCAGGACCGUCGUUCCAUCACCAGUGACGGGACCUCGUUCGAUGAUGAGAACCCCUUUGAAUUAUCCGACGGAUUGCGAUGGUACCUACUAGAUGCAACUGAGGAGAAACCAGGCGCUCCCAGUACCCCAGGGCUAGGCAAAAGUACUGUUGCUUCUGCUCCCAUUGAUGCCAAAGGGUCGAUCCGCCUUAAACGGUCCGCUGCUGGAGGCAAUGUGGCUAAGACGUUGACAAAGAGCCUGGACAGUCGUAGAAACAGCUCUGCAUCGAAGAAGGGAGCACCGGUUCCGACGCUAGCUGCAGCUGAGUCAAUUGGAGACAAUGUGCAGCCUGCUGAUGCCGACACUGGAUUACAGCCCAGGGAGUUUGACCCCAUAUUUGACGAGGCUUCUGAACAACUCCAGGGGAUUCCGUCAAGGUCUCCAACCGUGCGACCAGGGCUAGACGACUUACACUCUAGUGCCUCUUCGCCGAACAAGCGGCCAUCAAGAUUAAGACCGUGGGAGAAAAUAUGGUCUCUUGAUUACAGGGUUGAGGGUCACAGGCAAUGAGUUCUCCAGUACGGAUGAACUGCUAUUCUACUCUGUUCGAACUCACCAGGUUCACUUUACCAUUAUGUUCCUUUUGACUCUUGUUUGAACGAUACCCCUAUCACUUUGCAUUUGUCUAUAUAAGCACUGCAUAAUUUGCAUCGGGAAAAGUUCUGUGCAUAGAUCAUGGAUGUAUAGCGCAGCGUUCCACAUUGUUUGAUUGACUUUUCGUUUCUGAUGUUCGGUUUUAGACCAAUGGGUAUACCAAUAUCAUUUAUUACAUAUUCAGGGGUUGAAUUCAAUGUAUAAAACCUUACGAGCCCCUAUAUGUCGAAUAAUUCCAAGGCCCCAACAAAACAGGCACAUGAUAAUGUCUCCAACCCUCCUCACCUUCAACACCGCGUCCGCGCACCGUAAAUUUGACCUCCACCUCUGGCCAGAAACUCUCUACUCCUUGUGCCUCGAACCAUGGUCCAACGUCGAAGCGAAUAGACCAAUUCGUCUUGGAAGCUGGCGCUGGGAGGGAUUCUAGGAAAGAAGAGACUGUAUCGGUUUGUGGGGAAGAGGAUGGGGAAGAGGAUGGACUCCAGGUCUUUAUUCUUCCGUCUGAGUCUGUAAUGGCUGUGAAUGUGCGUUCGGUGGGCGUGUUUUUGCUUGUAUUCCCCGAGGAAGAAGACAAAAGAGUUAAUGUGCAAGGUAGAUUCGCUGCUGGAGUUCCAGUCAGGGUAUUAAGGACGUGACAGGUAAUCGGGUCGCGAGCCAUGGCGAUUGAUGGAUUUGGUUGCUGUUGUUGAUGAUAGUCGACAGUUUUCGCUAGAUCGCUGAUAUGCUGCGCGUAGAGUGUAAGACGUUCCCCGGUUCUGGUUGAUCUGUCCAUAGGUUGGGUCGUGAUAGUGGUGAAAUGUAGUUAGUUAACUAAUCAUGCGGGGAGGAGCAAGAUACUUUAUGUAGAUUAUCGCAGCAUCGGAAAUCGCCGCCCGCCAUGGGAGCUUGCUGAGAGCUCCGGUGGUGGAGCACCAGGAUAGCAGCAUAUGCAGAACCAGAACUUUUUUCUGCUUGAAGAUGUAGUUAGUCAAUGAGUAAGGAUAUACAAUUCAAAUGAAUUGUAGGUU
Talaromyces stipitatus ATCC 10500 is the source of this 5195-nucleotide messenger RNA. Its product is annotated as Taz1-interacting factor 1 (TAF1), putative. Bases 1 to 4104 code for a protein of 1367 amino acids. The transcript has 4 exons. Gene Ontology annotation, molecular function: molecular adaptor activity; protein kinase binding. The record is from RefSeq and is a predicted model, not a curated record. Lineage: Eukaryota; Fungi; Ascomycota; Eurotiomycetes; Eurotiales; Trichocomaceae. Gene Ontology annotation, biological process: autophagosome assembly; positive regulation of protein phosphorylation; autophagy of peroxisome. Gene Ontology annotation, cellular component: Atg1/ULK1 kinase complex; extrinsic component of membrane; phagophore assembly site membrane.